This is a messenger RNA of Ostrinia nubilalis (European corn borer), 709 nucleotides long. RefSeq lists its product as uncharacterized. Bases 247 to 681 code for a protein of 144 amino acids. The transcript has 3 exons. Gene Ontology annotation, biological process: sleep; positive regulation of voltage-gated potassium channel activity; regulation of synaptic transmission, cholinergic. The record is from RefSeq and is a predicted model, not a curated record. Lineage: Eukaryota; Metazoa; Arthropoda; Insecta; Lepidoptera; Crambidae.
AGUACUUUUAAGUAACACUCUGGUGUUCGUAAACAAAUAAAUCUAAGUUUCAUUUAGUAUUGUUUCAAAAAGUUCGUAGGUUCAUAUACCAAUAUCAGAAUAGGGCCGUACCAUUGGUGUUCGACAUUAGUUAUACAGUCAGAUGAGCUUUACCGAUUUCCCUGCACAGUGCGAUUAUAUCGGCCGGUGGUACAGGCCGCUAAUUUGUCACAUUUAAUUCAUUAAUUACUAAAAUAAAGCCUAAAAAUGAAAUACGCGGUUGUUUUGGUGGUGCUAUCAGUGUGCGUUCCUCUGGGUCUCUCGAUCCGCUGCUACGAGUGCAACAGCGCCAACAACUCGAUGUGCCUGGACCCCACCAGCUACGACCAGGAAACCCUCAACAAGUUCAUCAAGAUGACCAACUGCGCCAGCGGCGUCUUCUCGCCGGAUAACCACCAGUUCUUCUGCAGGAAGAUCGUGCAGACCAUUUUCCACAAACACCACGACUCGGAGGUGAGGGUAACCCGUGGCUGCGGCUGGGUACGUCACCACCGGGACUGCUACAAGGCUGACAACGAGGACCACCUGGAAACAGUCUGCCAGUGCUUCUCUGAUGACUGCAAUGCUGCCACCAUUCCAGAACAUAGCAAGUGGAUUGCGUUUGCCUCAAUAGGCAUUAUAGGGUUGAGGAGUCUGAUGUGAACAAUAAAGAGACGUAGCUAGACUGUCA